CUGACAAUGCUUCAACCUCUCCACUCUUUUCUAACUACUUCAUUCUUCCUUCCGUUCCCAUCAACUCACUCUGUUCUGCACCAGGCUUCACACUCAAACUAGUUCACCACAGUUCAGCUUCCUCUUCCGUCUGUUAAGGUACAGAAAACAUUCUCUCUCUCUUUUUAUGUUAACAGAUUGUGUACUUUGUUUUCCUUUUCUUGCUUGUUUGUGUCUUUCAACCGUCUUCCUUUUCUCACUCUGUCCCCUCCACCUUCCCUCUCUCUCCCUUUAUCGCUGAGUAGGUUGGUCUAUCUGUAUAUCUGUGUUCUAUUUCUGACUGUGAUUACUGGAGUGACAGUGAAGGUUCUAGAAUCCCUGAUAAGACCAUAUGAAGUUUUCAUUUCAUAUUUACUGAGACAGGUACUGACUUGGUGAAUAAUAAUAUAGUUGUAACUCUGCUGCCUGCAACACAGAGCGUGACCAGACAAGAGGUUAGUUUGAAUCUCCUGCAUUACCCUUAUCUUUGAUAUUUGCAUCAUGAUCCCACAAACAAAGUUUUCCAUUUACGCCAUGAAAAGAUUUCACCUGUGCAGGAAUAGGCCCUGUGUAUGUUUGUAGUAAGAUUUCUGUAGUAAAACAAAAAACAUUUCCAGGCUGUUGCAGAGAUUCAGUAUGAGGAAGUGGACAUUUUUAAGAACCUGCCAGACUAGUUCCUCUCAGAUAAACACACGAGUAUUCUGCAGUGCUCCCAGAAGAGAGAGAGUUUUUAUGAAGCUCAAACGAGUAGUGUUUAAAUAUGAGAUGUACAAUUUCCUGUCCCUCUUGUUUCUCUCCCUCUAUUCCAGAAAGUACCUCUCUACCUAUACUUCAACAGGGUCAGUCUCACUGAAACUUAAAAUCUGUUCUACAAGAAAAACCUGGUCAAAAUAGCAGCACACACAGUUGGCCUCCUGCCUAUGACCAAGAGAUCAUGACCAAGCACAACCAUCUCCAUCAGUGAUGCGUGUGUCAGCACGGAGGGUGUUAACAGGGCUCCUUAUCCUGGGUGGAAUCUCCACCCUGACCCAGUUCCUGCGUUUCUGUCUACCCUGCCGGCAGCCAUCCCAGGGUGCGGGCGAACCUGUGACCGUGCUGGUCCGGGACGGGUGGAGGGUCAGUUCUGACAUUCCCCUGGUGUUUGUGGGAGGGGUGCCUCGUUCCGGGACCACCCUGAUGAGGGCCAUGCUGGACGCCCACCCUGCGGUGCGGUGUGGGGAGGAAACGAGGGUCGUGCCCAGGAUACUGGGCCUUAAGCUGGGCUGGGCUGCUGAGAAGGAGGGGGUCAGCACCAAGGUCCUGGACCGAGCGGUCACUGCCUUCCUCCUUCAAAUCAUAGCAGGACACGGGGAGCCAGCACCUCUACUCUGCAAUAAAGAUCCCUUUACUUUGAAGAGCGCUAAGUACCUCGCUCACCUUUUUCCCAACUCUAAGUUUCUGUUGAUGCUGAGAGAUGGCCGAGCGGCGGUGUACUCUAUGAUUUCGCGUCGCGUGACGAUCGGUGGCUUUGACCUCUCCAGCUAUAGGGACUGCCUGGCCAAGUGGAGCCGAGCCACACAGGCCAUGCUGACACAGUGCACUCAGGUGGGCAGUAAGAGGUGCCUGGCUGUGAGGUAUGAGAGGCUGGUCCUCCACCCUCGUUCCACCCUGCAGACAGUGCUAAAGUUCCUGGGUCUGCCAUGGCACGAGGGGGUUCUGCACCAUGAAGAGGCUAUUGGAAAACCUGGAGGAGUGUCACUGUCAAAAACGGAACGGUCCACAGACCAGGUGAUGAGGCCAGUGAACUUAGACGCUCUGACUCGGUGGGUAGGUCACAUGCCUCGAGACGUAAUGGCAGACAUGGACGCUAUCGCCCCCAUGCUGGGGAGACUAGGCUACGACCCCAAAGCCAACCCACCUAACUACGGACAGCCUGACCCACAGUUCCUCAACAACACACAAAGGAUGUCCAUGAAAGGUUCACAGACAGAGAGGUGACAGGGUCAGCGCCUGGAACAACGGUCACCCCUGACCUAUUACCCCUGAUUAUCCUCUCAGGGAAGACAACAGCAUCAACCAAAACGGUGGUGGCUAAGCACCAAGCACAGUCAGAGGGCAUAACCAUGCAUGUGCUCUAGACCUCAUUGAUAGGAAGAAGUGAUGUCCAAUGGAGAAAAGUAUAUUAUAUCGGGUUUUUUUACAUUUCUAAAAUGUGUUUACUUACUUGAAUAGGUUCUCCCACUGCCUCCGUUUUUUGGGGUCCUUACAAAAACAAAAUAAUGGGCAAUCUUCACUAUAUUUUUGGUGAUAUCAAAGUGCUGCCAGGAGCCAUGUGGAUGAAUAGAGACAAGGGAAAAAAUAGGCUAUUUUAGAAUGCAAGAAUGAAUUACUUACACAAUGGUCUCUAACAUGUAGGCUCAGCUUUCCUGAACAAUCCAAUUACAAGUCAGAAUGUUGAAUAAACGUAUUUUUAUCAUA
Messenger RNA from Salvelinus fontinalis (brook trout), 2475 nucleotides. RefSeq names its product tyrosylprotein sulfotransferase 2 (gene tpst2). The transcript is spliced from 6 exons. Lineage: Eukaryota; Metazoa; Chordata; Actinopteri; Salmoniformes; Salmonidae. Gene Ontology annotation, biological process: peptidyl-tyrosine sulfation. Gene Ontology annotation, molecular function: protein-tyrosine sulfotransferase activity. Bases 982 to 1995 code for a protein of 337 amino acids. Gene Ontology annotation, cellular component: Golgi apparatus. The record is from RefSeq and is a predicted model, not a curated record.